Molecule: messenger RNA, 1063 nt
Organism: Microstroma glucosiphilum
Lineage: Eukaryota; Fungi; Basidiomycota; Exobasidiomycetes; Microstromatales; Microstromataceae
Exons: 2
Coding region: 56-955 (299 amino acids)
Biological process (GO): ubiquinone biosynthetic process
Cellular component (GO): mitochondrial inner membrane
Molecular function (GO): 3-demethoxyubiquinol 3-hydroxylase activity
Source: RefSeq, a predicted model, not a curated record
CUAGCGCAGACAAGCUAACAGCGUACCUUCCACUUCGAUUCCUAACAACAUCGUCAUGGCUGCUGCACGAAGCAUCGCUUCCUCGUCGUCUUCCUCGUCCUCCAUGCUGAGGAGGAGCCUAAGUGUCCGCUCUGCUACCUGCGCACCACGCAGCCUUCCCGGCAGCAGUACGACUAUCCGCCACUCCUCCUCUGCAUCUAGUGCAUCCCUCCUAGCCUCUGCAGCCUAUACCAACCCAACCACAACUGCCGCCACGACCUCACAGGGUACUCCCCCUCUCCCACCUCAUCACCGAGACACCCUAACCUCUCUCCUGCGCGUAGACCACUCGGGUGAAAUCGCCGCAAACACAAUCUACAGUGCUCAAGCGCGAGUCUUCCAACACAUUAAAAAUGACCCACAAUCAACGAAGCUCACAUUGGAGAUGUGGGAGAGUGAAAAGAAGCAUCUCAAAGUGGCGGAGAUGUUACUGAGACAACAUGGAGUUAGACCGAGCUUGUUGAACCCGGUGUGGGGAGCUAUGGGUAGUUUAUUGGGGGGAGUGACGGCACUCAUGGGAAAGGAAGCGGCGAUGGCUUGUACGGAGGCAGUGGAGACGGUCAUUGGAGAGCACUAUGACGACCAAAUGUCCCAUCUAGACGAAGUCCUCGCCUCCUUCCGGUCAGGCGUCUCCUCCGCCUCUUCUUCUUCUCUUUCCUCCUCUUCGUCUGCACCUUCAACCUCACACGAAGCUCAUAGCGAAGCCCUCUCCACUGCUCCCACUUCCGACUCCACAACGCCCUACCAAUCUCUUCAGACCCUACGCAAUCUUCUCGAAGAGUUCAGGGAUGAUGAGCUGGAGCAUUUGGACACCGCUGUGGAGCAUGAUGCACAGCAGGCGCCGGCGCAUGCGCUACUUAGUGCUAUCAUUGGAUGGGGAUGCAAGGGGGCUAUUGAGGUCGCCAAGAGGAUCUGAAGUAGCUUGGCAAGCCCUAGCCUUGCGCUGGCAAGAGAGACGUGCUUGUAAUGUUGUAUUGUAAAUCUAUUGUACAUUCUACCGAUUUUCCCUGGUCAGACAUCCGUA